This is a messenger RNA of Diuraphis noxia (Russian wheat aphid), 730 nucleotides long. RefSeq names its product adenosine 5'-monophosphoramidase HINT3-like. Gene Ontology annotation, molecular function: catalytic activity. The record is from RefSeq and is a predicted model, not a curated record. Lineage: Eukaryota; Metazoa; Arthropoda; Insecta; Hemiptera; Aphididae.
UACAGUUAUUGUCUAUUUAAUUAAUUAAUAAUAAUAUAUUUUAUAAUUGUGACUCACAAAACAAAACGUUUUAAAAUUAUUUUUCUUCCUUUUUUGACCAUUGUGCAUUUGUAUAGGUAUCUUCCUAAUUACUAAUUAUGUCAAAAGAAUCGAAUGUUGUUGAAACAAUAAAGACCCGAGUAAAAAAUUGUAUAUUUUGUAACUUAAUUACUGCCAAUGAUCCAAAUAUUAUUCUUGAGCCUCGAAGCGAUCAAUUUGUAAUCAUUAAAGAUAUUAAGCCAGUGGCCACUUACCAUUUCUUAGUGUUGAGUGACAAACAUAUAAAAAGCGCUAAAAGUUUACAGCCUAAUGAACAAGAUUGUAAUUUACUCAAGAGCAUGGUUGCAGCUGCUAAACAAAUAUUAUUAAACAAUGGUUGUGAUUUAAAUGACACAAGAAUGGGUUUUCAUUGGCCUCCAUUUUAUUCAAUAGGACAUAUGCAUCUUCACGUCAUCAGUCCUGUUAGUUCAAUGUCUGCUUUCAAUCGUUUUGUUGCAUUCAAUCCAAGUUUUAGUUAUGUUUUUGUCGAUGUAGAUUAUGUGCUGAAACGUAUUGGUUGCAAAGAAAAGAAUGAAAUAGAAAACACAUCUUCGGUCACGCAAAGCAAACUGUGAUACRUAUUUGACAUACCCAUCACAACAUGUUAUUUUUAAAUUAUUACUAUUUUUAUUCAAUAUUAUUAUUAUUAUUU